CAAAAGUGGAACAUUAAUUUUAAUAUCUUUGUCCCUAUAUAGAUAACAUACUAUUCAAUUCAACAGUCUAUACCUGGUCUCAAUCCGAUAAGGUCACUGAGAAUGUUCUACUUCAUAUCAUUAUUUUGUACGUUGUUGUGCUGCCUUCAAGUGUCCAAUCAAGCAAAAAUACCAAUACAUACCUACGAUUCCCUCGUGUCAUAUCUGACAAAUGGAUCACGUGUGUCAUAUUUUUUCAAUACGACAACCUGCAAACCAAUUUCAUCUACUGCUGCUGCUGCUGCUGACUUACCAAUAUUUGGUGGCGAAAUCAACUUCUUUUUGGCCUCAAAAAGUUCAGAGAGUGCUGCUGUCCAGCUGAUUUUCAAUCACGAAGUAGUUGAAUUCGACACAAAAGGAGCAUUAAAAGUAGACCUGUAUUCUAUGUAUAUAAUGGAAGAUACUUUACGUAUGAUGUAUGGCAAACCAGGUUUCUUUGCCAACAACACUGACAAAAUAAAGGGAGUUAUCUGCAAAUGGCCCAUUGGUAAUGGAAAUUUUUGGGCACAUAAACCUGCUUUCCCAAAACAUCUCAGUUCGUACAAUGAUAUCCGUCAGACUGUGGUAGGUGGAGAUCUUAUUCGAUUUGUUAUUACAACCGGAGGUUGUAAAUGUCCGUCAGGAGAAGACUGUGGAGAUGAUUAUGUCGGAGGAGAUAUGAAGGAUUUCAAGAUAACAAAAGAAGGCACUAUCAGCUUCUCCAAAUAUAUGACAUUGUAUUUUCCUAUUUCGACGAGUCCAAUGUAUUAUCGAGUGGUCUUUGUCGGCAAUGUUCAACCCAACAAUACAUUAACAUUUCUGCUGUCGUAUGUGGAUGCCACAACAUGGAAAAUAGAAUAUGAUGUAACUAUGGCAUGUCAAAUAGGAAAUACACCAGGACAUGCAGAUUUCUAUUUCAGUAGUGAUUAAAAAGAUAUAUUAAACCAGUAAACCAAUUUAGAUGUGAAACGGUCAUUUAGAUACAAUCAAUUCUUA
Molecule: messenger RNA, 1014 nt
Organism: Mytilus trossulus (common blue mussel)
Lineage: Eukaryota; Metazoa; Mollusca; Bivalvia; Mytilida; Mytilidae
Exons: 5
Coding region: 103-948 (281 amino acids)
Source: RefSeq, a predicted model, not a curated record